UUUUUGGUUUUUUUCUGUUUUUUGUGAGAGAAGAGAAAGAGGACGAAGAGGAAGAAGAAGAAUCCAAAAGCGAUCCCAUCCCAUCUGUGUGUUAGCACAUCAGAAGGGAGGGCUAUCAAUUUUAGGAUAGGCAAAGAGAUUCCAACCCUCAACACCGCUUUCUCUAACUCAAAGAUCCAAUCUAAUCAGGAUUUUGGGUGUUUCAGACAUUGCAUGCAUAUGGGUGGUUGUGUUGGGUGCUAUAAAAGACCUACACUGAUUACUACAGUGGAUGCGCCAUCAAAAGGAUUGGCAACACAAGGUAAGACUGCGAGGAAACCUAGUUCGUCAGAGGAUUUCUGGACCACCAGCACGCAUGAUAUGGAUAACAGUGCUAUUCAGUCACAGGGGAGCAUAUCCUCGACCAGUCUAACUAACCAAGCCGUGGUUCCUCAUGCUGGUUCUUCCAAAAGUAGCAACCCCACUGAAUUUGUAAAUCAUGGUUUAAUUCUUUGGAAUCAGACUCGGCAACGUUGGGUAGGAAAUAAAAGGUCUGAGAACCGAACUCAGCAAUUAAAAGAACCUAAAUUGAGUUGGAAUGCAACAUAUGAGAGUUUACUGGGCAGCAACAAGCCAUUCCGCCAACCUAUUCCUCUUGCUGAAAUGGUAGAUUUUCUUGUGGACAUCUGGGAACAGGAUGGCCUAUACGACUGAAGCCGUCGAAGCUUGAGGAAGUGCUGCGUGGUUUGAUCCCUGAAAUAAUUUUCGUUCUUGCUUCUGUAGGAAGAAAUAUUGGGCAGAUACUGCAGUUUGUAUACCAAUUGUGACAUGCCUAUGAUGAGGAAAAUUUCUCUUUGGGCCUUGAGAUAAAUGUAUUAUUAUACUUUAUUUAAUUGAUUGCGUUAGCUGCCUCUACUAUGAGUACUAUUUUAGUAGGCAAGUUUUGAAAACUCCUCCCUUUGUUGAAUGCAUGCUGCAUGAGUGGCUGCAACUUCUAUUUUCUGUCUUUCCGUUAAAGUAGACCGAAAUUAUGUAGUACAAAUGGUCAAUAACUCAUAGUUUCGGCUUUGGUUUCAUAUACAUUGAACUUGAGAUUUUAAAAUUCAAGGGUGUCUUGGUGGAAACAUUAUCUCAAUG
Messenger RNA from Abrus precatorius (Indian licorice), 1116 nucleotides. RefSeq lists its product as uncharacterized. The transcript is spliced from 6 exons. The coding region runs from base 214 to 693 and encodes 159 amino acids. Lineage: Eukaryota; Viridiplantae; Streptophyta; Magnoliopsida; Fabales; Fabaceae. The record is from RefSeq and is a predicted model, not a curated record.